Bombina bombina (fire-bellied toad) is the source of this 1047-nucleotide messenger RNA. RefSeq names its product histone H1.10. Gene Ontology annotation, cellular component: nucleosome. The record is from RefSeq and is a predicted model, not a curated record. Gene Ontology annotation, molecular function: DNA binding. Gene Ontology annotation, biological process: nucleosome assembly. Lineage: Eukaryota; Metazoa; Chordata; Amphibia; Anura; Bombinatoridae. The transcript has a single exon. The coding region runs from base 90 to 686 and encodes 198 amino acids.
CGUCAGAACCAACCAGGCGAGCUAGACAGUGUAUCAGGUCCGUCAGCAGCUUGUACCCCCUUGAACAUCCCCUACUGUCCACAGUUGCCAUGGCCCUAGAGCUGGAGGAGAACGUGCCCACAACAGAGGAGGAGGAUGAGGACGGAGAAGCCGUCUCCAGCAAACGACCCUCCAGAAAGGCUAAAGGGGCUGCGGGGGGCAAAAAAAAGAGCAAGAAGAGCCAGCCGGGCCGGUACAGCCAGCUCGUCAUAGACACCAUCCGCAACCUGGGCGAGAAGAACGGCUCCUCCCUGGCCAAGAUCUACAGCGAAGCCAAGAAGGUGUCCUGGUUCGACCAGCAGAACGGCCGCACUUACCUCAAGUACUCUAUCAAGGCGCUGGUGCAGAACGACACCCUCCUGCAGGUCAAGGGCGUGGGGGCCAACGGCUCGUUCCGCCUUAACAAGAAGAAGCUGGAGGGGGCUCCCGCGGAGAAGAAACCUCCCGUGACCAAACCGGCGACUAAAAAGGCGACCAGCACCCCCAAAAAGAGCCACAAGAAAGCCAAGCCAGCCAAGGAGAAGCCCAAGAAGAGCGCCCCCAAACCCCUGGCCAAGAGCCACAAGAAGAAGGCGGGGGGCAGCAAGAAGGUGAAGAAAAGUGCCAAGCCCAGCGUGCCCAAGGUGCCCAAAGCCAGGAAGGCGUGAGGCUCCCGUGGGUAACCCCACUACAGACUGACGCUGCUCCUUUGGGGGUAGCACAAGGGACGGGGCAUUAUAGCUGCGCGCCCCCUCCCGCACCAAGCACUGAGCAGCUAGAAACAAUGUAUCCUAUUCUACCCAUCAGGGGCCACCACUGGUGUCCGCGGUUACCUUGUAAUGCGUCACUGGUGCGCGGAGCUGAUUGGGGCGGACCCUUCCGCAGUGGUAACUUGUACAGGGGACCUGUGUGUCCCGGUGUGUUGUUGUGUCGCACAUUAAUGUGACGUGUGAGUGAAGCGUGGAUCGCUUAAUGCCUUUUGUUAUGUUUGUUUUAUUUUCUAUGCUUAAUAAACCGUGACUUACUGCA